This is a messenger RNA of Canariomyces notabilis, 714 nucleotides long. RefSeq lists its product as uncharacterized. The record is from RefSeq and is a predicted model, not a curated record. Bases 1 to 714 code for a protein of 237 amino acids. The transcript has 2 exons. Lineage: Eukaryota; Fungi; Ascomycota; Sordariomycetes; Sordariales; Chaetomiaceae.
AUGAAGUUCGCCGUCGCAGCUCUCCUCGCUCUUUCGAGCACGGCUUUCGCCCAAACCCCGGGCUUCAAUGUUCUCACCAAGCCUACGCAGGGGGAGGAGGUUCCCGCCGGAUCGACAUACGAGAUCGAGUGGCAGCCGAACGCCGAAUACCCUGGCGCCAUCACGAUCAGCCUGCUCGGUGGAGCCACCCUUGGGACCCUGGUGCCUCUUGACGACAUCGCAACUGGCGUCGAUGGCUCGACCGGCUCCUACAGCUGGGAGGUUGAUGAGUCGCUCGGCGAAUUCGCAACCUAUGGCAUCAUGAUCACGCUGGAGUCCGACGCUUCCGUCUUCCAGUACAGCUUCCCCUUCAAGAUCGCCGGCGGUGACGGCGGGGAUUCCUCCACGACCACCACUGGCACUGGCACUGCUACUGCCACUGAGAUCUCGACUGGUUCGUUCGAGACUACGACGACGACUACCGCGGGCAACCAGACCUCGACGGACAUCACCUCGACUUCUGCCAGCUCUACCAUCACCUCGACCAUUCGCGGAAACCUUUCCACCACGGCCACUGGCGGCGCGCAGACCACCAUCACCAGCCUCGUCACCCAGCCGCGACCUACCCCUACCACCACCUCCACCACUAGCGUCGUGACCAACGGUGUUGCUUCCCUGGCCGCUGGCUCGUUUGCCAUGCUCGGUGGCGUCGCCAUGGCUGUGCUCGCCUUGUAA